AUGGCCAAGAUCGAUCACAAGCAGGCGGCACUGGAUUUCCUCUCCUUCGUCAAUGCUUCACCUACUCUCGUUGGUCGAGAACGACAAGCUUAUCCAUCGCGCACGCAGGAAAAAGAGUCGUGGUCUUCUACAUGCCGACCCGGUGGCAAGUACUAUCUCACCCGCAAUGGCUCGACAAUCAUUGCCUUUGCCAUUGGCAAGAAAUGGAAACCUGGAAACCCCAUCGCCAUGAUUGGCGCUCACACGGAUUCCCCCGUUCUGAGGCUCAAACCCGUCAGUAAGAAGCAGAAUGAGGGGUAUUUGCAAGUUGGCGUCGAGGUCUACGGAUCUGGCAUUUGGCAUACCUGGUUUGACCGCGACUUGGGAGUCGCGGGGCGGGUGAUGGUUCGUACGAAGGACGGCUCGAUUGUGCAGAAACUCGUCAAAAUUGACCGUCCCAUUCUGCGCAUCCCGACGUUGGCGAUUCAUCUGGAGCGGCAGGAGACGUUUUCUUUCAACAAAGAGACCCAGCUCUUCCCUAUCGCGGGUCUCGUCGCGGCGGAAUUGAACCGGACGGCCGGGGGAUCGAAGGAGUCGGAAUCCAAGGAUGCCGCUGGAAAGGAAGGAACUGCGGCGCCAUUGAAGGCCAUUACGGAGCGUCACCAUCCAUAUCUGAUCGAGCUGAUAGCGUCGGACCUGGGUGCUCAGCCGGCGGACAUUCUUGACUUUGAGCUGGUCCUCUUCGACACGAACAAGUCGUGUCUGGGAGGACUGCUGGAGGAGUUCAUCUUCUCUCCUCGCCUGGACAAUCUGAACAUGUCCUUCUGCGCCGUCAAGGGCCUCAUCAACUCCGUGGCUGAGGAGACGGCCCUGGACGGCGAGACGUCGAUCCGAUUGAUUGCGCUGUUUGAUCACGAAGAGAUUGGUAGUACGAGUGCGCAGGGAGCCGACUCGAAUAUCUUGCCGUCGGUCAUUCGCCGCCUGUCGGUUCUGCCUCCGUCUCACUUUGAAGACGCCGGCUCCGAGAAGUCGUAUCACCAGGUGGGCGGCGAGGCCGAUGUCUCGACCGCCUACGAGCAAACACUGGCGACGUCGUUCCUCCUCUCGGCCGACAUGGCGCACGCCGUCAACCCCAACUUCUCGUUCAAGUAUGAGGCGGACCACAAGCCCGAGAUCAACAAGGGGCCGGUGAUCAAGAUCAACGCGAACGUCCGCUACGCGACCAACUCGCCUGGCAUCGUUCUGGUGCAGGAAGUCGCGCGCAAAGCGGCCGAGGAUGGCGGAGACGUCGUGCCUCUGCAGCUGAUAGUGGUACGCAAUGACUCCAGCUGCGGCAGCACCAUUGGGCCGAUGCUGUCGGCGGCGCUGGGCGCGCGGACGCUGGAUCUGGGCAAUCCGCAGCUGAGCAUGCACAGCAUCCGCGAGACGGGCGGGUCGCACGAUGUGGGACAUGCCAUCCGGCUCUUCACGAGCUUCUUCAACCACUAUUCGACGCUGUCUCCGACGAUUUUGGUAGAUUAG
This is a messenger RNA of Rasamsonia emersonii CBS 393.64, 1500 nucleotides long. Its product is annotated as Aspartyl aminopeptidase. Bases 1 to 1500 code for a protein of 499 amino acids. The transcript has 5 exons. Gene Ontology annotation, cellular component: fungal-type vacuole. Gene Ontology annotation, biological process: proteolysis. NCBI's taxonomy places the organism in Eukaryota, Fungi, Ascomycota, Eurotiomycetes, Eurotiales, Trichocomaceae. Gene Ontology annotation, molecular function: zinc ion binding; metalloaminopeptidase activity. The record is from RefSeq and is a predicted model, not a curated record.